AUGAGAUGCUUCUGUGGCCAGAACGACCCUCACGUCCUUUGGCCACGCGAUGGAGCAACAUAUGAACUCAAUUAUUGGCCAUCUCAAGUUCUAGUGCGAGGCGUGCGACAGUACUUUUGCGGUCUUCCUCUUCCGAGGGUUGUGUUGGGGCUAGCGGAAACCUGCAGCCGAGCCGAGAUCAGUACAGAAGCUGCCGAUCAGUACAGAAGCUGCCGAGUACACUAUGGAAUAUCCAUCGCACAAGGCGUCCCAACAAUUGCUUUUCCAUCCGUGAGACCCAGCACCUGA
Penicillium lagena is the source of this 288-nucleotide messenger RNA. RefSeq lists its product as uncharacterized. The transcript is spliced from 2 exons. The coding region runs from base 1 to 288 and encodes 95 amino acids. The record is from RefSeq and is a predicted model, not a curated record. NCBI's taxonomy places the organism in Eukaryota, Fungi, Ascomycota, Eurotiomycetes, Eurotiales, Aspergillaceae.